Molecule: messenger RNA, 2290 nt
Organism: Drosophila innubila
Lineage: Eukaryota; Metazoa; Arthropoda; Insecta; Diptera; Drosophilidae
Gene: Pgm2a
Product: phosphoglucomutase-2
Exons: 5
Coding region: 163-2052 (629 amino acids)
Biological process (GO): purine ribonucleoside salvage; carbohydrate metabolic process
Molecular function (GO): phosphopentomutase activity; magnesium ion binding
Source: RefSeq, a predicted model, not a curated record
CAGCUCUAGCACUACAUUUGUAAAUCAGCUGUGGGCGUCUCGCUCUCGACCGGGCUGUUUUUCCUCUAGAAAGCUGGCAUCAGUGAUAAUCAAGUUCAAGACUUCGCAAGGGGUCUUCAAUUAAAAAUACCGGAUUUUUCGACAGCGCACUCGCAUUAAUCAAUGGCCGGAGAGAUAAGUGAACUGGAACUGGAAAACAUGACCUUAUCAGGCGAUCUCAAGCUGGAUGAGCAAAUAAAAAACUGGCUCAAAUGGGAUGGCAAUUCAAAAACAAAGGCUGAAAUAUCGCAAGCCGUUAAGAAUCAAGAUUGGGAUGCACUCCGGAAUCGCCUUUGUAACCGUAUAGCGUUCGGUACGGCAGGUUUGCGUGCUGAAAUGCGAGCUGGCUUCGAUUCCAUGAACGAUUUGGUUGUUGUGCAAACCGCCCAGGGACUGUGCGAAUAUAUCAAGGAGCAGUUUCCGGACAAGUCGUCUUGGUCUGAACGUGGCGUCGUUUUUGGCUAUGAUGCUCGCUAUAACAGCCAACGCUUUGCGGAGCUAUCGGCCAUUGUCUUUGUGCAGAACAAUUUCCGUGUGCAUCUCUACAAGCGUUUUGUUGCCACACCCUUGGUUCCAUAUGCGAUCACAAAGCUCAAUUGUCUGGCAGGUGUGCAGGUAACUGCCUCCCACAAUCCAAAGCAAGACAACGGCUAUAAGGUCUAUUGGAGCAACGGUGCCCAGAUUAUACCACCACACGAUGCUGGCAUUCACAAGACCAUACUCAAAAACUUGGAGCCCAUUGGCGAUUAUUGGAAUACAAAUGUGUCUGAAUUAUGGUCGAAGGAAUUACUGAUCGAUCCAUAUGACAAAGUCGUGCCAUUUUAUUUUGAAGCGCUUAAAAAAGAGUUUCCAUGCUCAUUUAUUCAGGACAAUCGAGAGCAUCGAGGACGUCCGUUGAAGAUCGCUUAUACUGCCAUGCAUGGAGUUGGUUAUCCGUUUAUAGAGGAGGCAUUUGUUCAUGUUAACCUUGAACCAGUUGUGCCUGUGAGCCAACAAGUUGAGCCCGAUCCAGAAUUCCCAACGACACCAAUGCCAAAUCCCGAAGAGGGCAAGCAAUCCCUUGAUUUGGCCAUUAAAACAGCCACUGAACAUAAUUGUCAAAUCAUUUUGGCCAACGAUCCGGAUGCAGAUCGUCUGGCAGUUGCUGAAUAUGAUCCUAAGACUAAAAAGUUCAAGUUAUUCAACGGUAAUGAGCUGGGAGCCUUGCUUGGUUAUUGGUCUCUGCUCACCUAUAAGGAGCGUGAACCAAAAGGAGAUUUAAGCAAUUGUGUUAUGAUCUACAGCACGGUUAGUUCAAAGAUAUUGAAGUCCAUGGCUGCCAUCGAAGGCUUCAAAUCCUACGAGACGCUGACUGGUUUCAAGUGGAUGGGCAACAAAGCCGAGGAAGAAGAAUUGGCUGGCAAGAAGGUGCUGUUUGCGUUUGAGGAGGCCAUUGGCUUUAUGGUGUCCACCACUGUGCUGGACAAGGACGGCGUCAGUGCUGCAGCCCAUGUGGCAACAAUGGCACGUUAUCUGCGAUGCCAGGAGAAGAGCAUUACGCUGCUGGAGAAAUUGCAUGAGAUUUACAAAACUUAUGGCUAUCACACCAGCAUCUGCUCCUAUGUCAUCUGCCGUGACCAGCUGUUAAUUAAACAAAUUUUCAACCGCCUGCGCACCUUUGACAAUGGCAAAGAAAACACUUAUCCCAACAGCAUCUUGAAUGGCGAAUUUAAAAUUGAACAUGUUCGCGAUUUGACCACCGGCUAUGACAGCAGUGCUGCUGAUAAAAAGGCCACACUGCCGGUCAGCUCCAGCUCCCAGAUGAUAACGUUUACCUUCGAGAAUGGCCUGAUCGUGACCUUGCGCACCAGCGGCACCGAGCCCAAAAUGAAGUACUACGCCGAGAUGUGCGGAAAGCCGAAAGAUGAGAACUGGGAUGAGCUGACGAGAACACUUAACCGCAUGGUCGAGGCCAUUGUCAAUGAGUUCUAUGAGCCCGAAAAGAACGGACUCCAGCGCAAAGCCUCUGACUAAAUACAUAAAACGAAUUUGAUGUCACAUUCUUCAUGUGAAUUGUUCCCAGUUGCCCGCAAAAAGCAGCAACAACAACUCUUGAACACUAUAACCAACCAAAUAUAUAUAGGACAAAAGAUGUUGAAUUAGUCAUAGCUUGAUCUUUAUGUGUUUUUUAACGAAUAUAUGUAUAUGUAUGUUUAACACAAUAUUUAUAAACAGUAACUGAUUUUAUCCAAAUAAACAUUUCCAAUUGGCA